Messenger RNA from Scophthalmus maximus (turbot), 6881 nucleotides. RefSeq lists its product as uncharacterized. NCBI's taxonomy places the organism in Eukaryota, Metazoa, Chordata, Actinopteri, Pleuronectiformes, Scophthalmidae. The transcript has 46 exons. The record is from RefSeq and is a predicted model, not a curated record. Bases 144 to 6683 code for a protein of 2179 amino acids.
UGCAUGUCUGUCUCCAUGGAUACUCCACAACAAGUCAACACUGAGGCAAAGAUUCCUCGGGACUCCAGAGGAGGAGGAUGUUUAUGUUUAUGUUCUAAAGUUUCCAAGUGUGUUGGUCCUGAACGGGGACAAGUUGUGCCACGAUGUGUGACGCGUACAGAGUUUCCUCCUCUGUCCGGGUGGAGCAGAUGGAGGCAGAGCUGUUGCAUCAAAUCUCAGCACUGCGGGCCGAGAUUGAGGAGAACGGAUGGCCUCGCGGAGCGGGGACCUCCAAAUCAUACAGUUCUGUUCUGCCUCCAAAAGAUAUUUCCUUCUUCCGUAUGGAGAAGGAACAUGCACUGAGGAGGGGGCUUCAGGUGGCUGAGGCGUUGCCCGUUCAGUCUCCGGCCGACGUGAUGCAGCGAGAGCUGGAGAGUUGCUUCAGUCUCGAGUACACGCCGGACACUCUGCCUCCUCUCCUGCACCACUUUUACACGGACAGAUCAUAUCACUUGGCUCAGAUCAAAUACCUGCUCAUGCUGAGAUGGAGGAGAUUCUGCCGCCACGCCAGCGUCAUUGAGAAGCUUUACCCUCACUACAAGGAGCAAGUGGCCCAUCUAACGCGUGAGUACGAGGACGCCGUUCAGCGAGCUCGCAGACUGUCGGCGAGCCGGGAGGCGAUCCUGAGCGGCCGAGGGAACCCUGCUCACCUGCUCACUCGGGACGAUGUGCUGGUUUACCUCCGGUGGCUGGUCUGCCACCUGCACUCUGUCCAGACGGUUCACAACUUCCUCAGGGUGCUGCACUACAUACCAGCGGGUGAAAGGAAAGAUGAAGAAUGUCAGACAACCAUCCCAAACCAGGAGGAGGAAGCUUCUCAUCAGACUCAACGUGCUGAUGGCGUUUCGGAGCAAGCGGAAAAUGUCCCCCUGCUCCCCGUUCACCUGGAGGCGUUUCUACCCGAGCUGCAGUCUUUAAUAUCCUACUUCCGCCUGUCACAUGACACUCGGAGACUCGGGACGGCUGCAGAUGAGAUGGAGCUGUUCGUCGUGGUGUGGAGGGCGUUCGGAACAAUCUUCCGACGACAAGAGCAGAUGAAAACUUUUCCGGCGUACGGCGGCACGGAGGUCGGAGAGGGCCAGUGGGGGAGGAAGAGUGCGGCCACGGCUCUGAGGAAGGAGGCCAACUGGAUCCCCUUUGUCCAGGUGAAACCCAGACGGGAUCCUUGGCGGCAGAAGCUCAUCACAAAGCUGAAGGAGAAGAAGUCUGUGGACGAGCUGCUGAGGACGCACUGCAGCUUCCUGCAGGUCCCCGAUCUGCUCCAAGUGGCAUCGGCUCUGAAAGAGCAGGCCGCCCGUGUCGGCGACUCACGCCUCACGCCGACCUUCACGUCCGCCCCACGCGGCAGCGAGACCAGACGACAGAAGACCUCCGAGAUCUGGACGAGUAUUUACAGCGCUGCGGGCGUAGCUCAGGAAACGCAGAGCCUCUCGUCCAGAUCCAGAGGCAGAGGAGGCAACGACCAGAGGAGUUUAAAGAGUCAAAGGUCAGCAACUGAAAGCCUGCAGCUUCUGGACCUGGAUGACAGUUUGGAGGACGGAGCCUCGGACCCCAUCGUAACCAGAGGGGCUUACCUGUCCCUCAUCUUCCUGCGUCACCUCAAACUCAGGGAGCUGCAGCGCGUCUCUCUGGGGAUGCUGAACUACCUGCGCUCCGUGGAGAGGACGCUGACCUUCGACCUGGCGGGUCUGCAGCUGGAGGAGGGGGAGCUGCGCAGCACUGCGGAGGAGACGGGCUGGAUGAACGCAGCCCGGGGGGGAGAUGGGGAGGCAGGGGGUCUCGGCUCGCGCCAGUUCGACCACAACACUCCGGUCGACUACAAGGUUCACUGCUCAGAGUUUAUGGAGUUUGCCGAGGUGGAGAAUCUUCAGGACUUCUACAGCGCCGAGGAGCGUUUCGUCCACACUCAGGACCAGAGGGGGUUCUACAUUGUGUACGACGCUGCGCUGCGAGACCUGGACGAGCUGGAGAACGAGCUUCUUCUGAUCGGCUCACACUUUAUCUGGAGGAACGGGACGGAGAAGAUGGGACAAGCCGAGGCCUCCGCCUCGACGGCUGACCUCCGGUCCUGGGCCCAGACGGACGUGGACCGAGUUGCGGUGCUUCUCGACUUGUGGACAUGUGAGACGGAGUUUUUGGAGAGCAAAGUACAGCUCUUAAACUGUUACUGUGAAGCCUACCAGCACACGGCGGGGACUGAGGAGAGGUCUGCACUCGCCCGGGUUAUCACUGACAUCAUGCACCACAGACCACAGCUGGACCUGAACCAGGAUUACUUUGCUCAGGCCUACAGGGCGGAGAUCGACUGCCUGCGAAGUCACCAGCAGCUGAUCAAAGACAUUCUGGAUAAUCAGAUCGAAAAACAGCGGCAGUACCUCCGUCGUAUCUGGAGGAUCGAUCGCAAAGCCUCCAGCCAUGACUUUGGCCUUCCACUGAACUACAUUCCCAAACACUUGGUCUCACUCGGAGGCAGCAGCCCGGCACAAAUGAACGUAUUCCUCCUGGAGGUUCACCCGUCCCUCUGCCUGGCCUCGGCAGUCUAUCAGGGUUUGGUCCAGGCCCACAGCGAGCUCUGCCAGCUGCACCGGGCCACGAGCGCCUCCGACAAACUCGCCCUGCAGCGGCAGCUCCUGCGGCGGGCCCUGCACAGCUGGAACCACCUGACCUCACCCGGGGCCUCGUACAGUCCUCAGAUACAGAAGGAUUUGUUCUCAGGUGUGUUUUUCGAGGACCCACUUUUGGUACAAAAGGUCGGGCGGGCGUCGGUGAAGUCUGCAGAGGAGAAGGACAUGCAGCAGGGGACAGAGACACAGUCGCACGCAGUGGCAACUUCCUCCAGGCUGCUGGAGCUCGUCACCGUCCGCCACCGACUGCUGGAGUCGGCCUCCGAGACUGCACAUCUGGCACAGUUGUACAGAAGCGUGGCCUCGGAGCUCGGCUUCAGCGAGGCCCACCUGUAUCUGAGGCCGGUGCAGUUUGAGGCCGCUGAGCAAGGAGAGCAAACGGAGCGGAGGCCUAUUUUGAUCACAGCGGUGCUGGAGGAUGACACGUCUGUGGACAGGUUCAUCCCCUCCCACCUGCCUCUGGGUAUCCAGGAGCUGGACGAGGACCAGAUCGGCAGGUUUAGCUUCAGCUCAGAGGAGGAAGUUACUCGCCUUAUGACCAAACAGAGCAUUGAGAACCUCCAGGUGACGCUGGCCUGUCAGGUCGCUCAGAAGAACGCCUUGAUAAGUGCCGUGCAAGUGGCGAGUCUUUGCCAUUGGGCAGGAAGUGUGACCUCAUCAGCUGAGAGCGAAGAAGCCCUUCAUCAUCAUGAUGAAGAUUUGAUAUCUUCAACAUGUUUUGACUCCAGACUUGGACGCAGCACUGACAACCCGCAGGAGAAGUCAAACUCUUCACCGCCCUCGGGCGUCACGAGGACUCCCAACGCCAAGCAGAGGUACAUGCUGACGGAAGCCUUCGUGUCCGUACAGCGGGAAAAAGUGGGCCUGCGUGACGAGAUGCUGCACUCGUUUACGAAGAAGAGACAGGCCGCGGGGGGCCUUGCACAAGCCCCGGGGGAGGCGGCGAAGAUCAAACGGAGCCUCAUAAUCGAAUUUCUCCAGAAAUUCAGCACACGGAUCUCUCAGUAUUGCGUGAGAGCGCAGAUUGUCGCGUACUACUCCAGUCUCAGCUCUCUUCUGGACGACACCCCCUCCAUCCGUCAGUCCCACUUCAUGACCGAACGAGCCGGCGAGCCCAGAGUUGUACCGGAUUCAGGAGCUGACCUUUGCCCUGACCCCAGCAGGCCGCAGCGGUUGUUGUCCGCGGACGGCCAAACCCUCCUCGACCUGUGGGUCGUCCCCCCCGUCUGCGGAGUGCUUCACAUGUUCGAAACGCUAGAGACGUCGGCCUGUGCCGCAGCUCUCCACCACACUCUGCACAUAGUAUCAGCCCUUCAUGACGUCACUUGCUACCUGGUGAGUUUCUCCAGACUUGGAAACACCGAAAUCUCCCGCAGCGGGAGGAGAGUGCAGCAGCAGCAGCAGCAGCAGCAGCAGCAGCAGGCGCCAGGCUCUGGUCUCGUGGCCGACUGGGGAGGAACGGAAGGCAUCGGAGCAGAGCUGCUGGAGAUCCAGCGGCAGGUCGACCGUCUGCCUGAUCCCAGCAGCCCCGAGUCCGUGGGUCGCCUGCUGCAGCUGCGCAGGCAGGUGCUCCUCCUGCGGUUCGACGCCGCCGUCAGACACCUCAUCAGGGAGGCGUUCCUCUCCGCUGGCGAUGUCGCCUCUUACCAGAGUGUGAGCGACAACAUGGCGGCGGCGCUGCCUCUGCUGAGCGACAGCGUUCAGUCGGACGUGUUCAGCCUCACGCUGCCUGUUCCUCCGCCUCUGGAGACUCGAGGCCGUCAGGCACAGAGGAUGUUCUCAUGGAGAAGUUUCCUAGCUUGUCAUGGACUGUUCCCUCUGCACGUUUGGAACAUCCCAUCCAUCGAAUACUGCAUGCAGCUGUGUCUGAGCGGGCUGAGCGACUGCAGCAGACUGCAGGCCAAUGCGGCGAUCCUCGGCGUGUCGCUGCUCGUGGAGGACGUCCUGAGCAGCGGAAGAGGCGCCGGGCCCGUCCGUCUCCACGGCAACAGAGAUGACCUUCUGCACGACGGAAAACCUAAUCAAGAGGAUGAAAGCUGCCUGGAAACCGAGGUGGAGGAGGAGAAGACGUGUGUGCCAAACUCCACUCCUCCUCCUCCUCCUCCUCUUCAGGAUCCGGUUCGAGUGCAGUCGGUGUUGAAAGGUUUCCUCCUGCUGACGAAGCAGCUGCAGGUCUUCAAGGAGAGCUGGGCUCGGAGACGGCUGGGCGUCGACGUAUUCAGUACGCCCGGCUCGUACCGGCAGUUCGUGAACCUCUACAGAGCUGAAAUCUUUUACCCCAGUAUGAAAGCUCUGGCUCAACAAAUGGGUAAAGCGCGCGACUACGAGCUCCUCAUUUCUGGCGGCCAGUCUUUCCUGCCCCCUCCUGGAGCUCCAGAGAUUGAUGUGAAAGCCUGGCAGCUCAGCAGGCUGCUGGAGAGCGCCGAGUGUGACAUGAUCCGGGCGGCGCAGAGGAAGGUCAACAGAGAGCUGACCCUGGUGGUCUCGGAGCGAACUCAACAGAAUGCGUGCCUCCCGACAGAGCUGUGGAAAAAGAGCCCGCUGAGGUGCAGUCUGUCUCCUGAGCGGCCGCAGAUUGUGGAGACGUUCGCCGCGCAGCUGAUGGACGGAGCUGAGCAGGUGGAGGGACAGCUGAGGAUCUCUCAGGAUCACCUCCGGCAGUGUUGCACUCACCUCGGCUCUUCCCUGAUGGAGCGGGAGCGUCGCGGCUUCCUGCUUUACUCGCACUUUUAUGAGCAAAUCCUGCAGCAGGAGACGCAGCUUCUGUACCAGAAAGAACAAGAUUUAAAGAAUCUCAGUGAGUCUCAGACGAACAACCCUCACAAAGAGGUGUCAGGUCUGUGUCGCGGGAUGGCGUUGGAGAUCUCGGCCCUGCAGGCUCGAGUCGCUCACCUCGAAGAAGAGAGACGUUCUUCAGAGGAACAACUCGGCCUCCGAUUUAAAGAGCGCUACGACCCUCUGGUCCGGCAUCUCUUCUCCACCUGCAUCCAGCUAAAGGCCAGGCUCGACGAGCAUCGGCGGCAGACGCAGCAGGAUGUGAGCGAGAUGGUGAACAGAACGAGGCGGGAGGGAGUGGACAGAAUCAUGAAGCUCAAGGAGAAGUACGGCUGCACCACAGACGACGAUGGACUCGCUCUCACACAGUCAAAGAAGGAAGAAGUCCACGAGUUGAGCCUGGAGAACAGCCGGCUGACGGCUCUGCUCGGCAAACUGAAGGCUCUGCGUCGAUGGAGGCAGGUGGUCGACGAGGAGACACUUCACCGACGGCUGCUUCAGACUCAGCAGCGGGAGAUCACCAGUCGCACCGAGGCCCUCAGGGUGAAGAUGGCGGCGGAGGAGGAGGCGGUUUCCCUGCAGGAGGAGCUGGACGUCGCCCGGCAGAUGUUGAGCCGCUGCCAGGCCGAGUGCAGCCGCACCAAGAAGCUGCUCAGCACGAGGACGGAGGAGCUCCAGGUGGCCAGGCAUCGGUCUGCGCAGGAGGCCCGCACCAGACAGGAGCUGGAGACCGACCGAGCGCAGAGCCUGGAGAAGAUGAGAGCCGACGUGGACGACAGAGACCGGCAGCUCCGGGCGCUCAGCGAGCAGCUGGACCGAGGGGGCAGGAUGAGCCAGUUACAGAGACAACGCAGCGCCAAAGAGAUCCGACAGGUGAAAGGUCAGCUACAUCAGGAGCGCUGCCUGAAACAAGAAGCCUUUCAGCAAGUGGAGACGCUGAAGAACCAGGUGAACGACAAGGAGGCAGCUCUCCCCGGGUGCACCUCUGCAGCAGGUCAAAGCCGGACUUGUUUCACGCUGUCAGUCAGCAGGUUGAGCACUAGAAGCCCCUCAGCAGGUCUGCACAGGGUCAGUCGGCAGCUCGGCAGCCUCACAAACUCCGCCGCACUUCAGGACCUCGCCGCAGAGCGAAGACACCGGCGAGCAGAAACGGCCAAGUGGAGUCGAUCGAACGCAAGAGCGGGCGGAGCGGAUCCUUCUCGCCUGCGUGUCCUGACCGCAGAGACGUUGCUACCUGAGCUGUGAGAUGCAGUAAAUGUUGGAAAUAAGCCUCAUCAUCCAAGACACAAGAGUUGCUUUUCAAACCGCAUCUUUUAUUUUAUUAUUUUUAAAAUGUCAACGUUUGCAUAAUAGAGCGGGACCAAAAUGUGCUUAUUGCUAUGUGAUUAUUGAUAAAUAACAAGACACUUCAUGUAAAGAUAAUAAAUGUUAGCCGUGACAUCA